Messenger RNA from Manis javanica (Malayan pangolin), 1337 nucleotides. The record is from RefSeq and is a predicted model, not a curated record. Lineage: Eukaryota; Metazoa; Chordata; Mammalia; Pholidota; Manidae.
GGUGGGGUUGCGUGCGCUUCUUAAAAUCCCUUAUCAACACUUCCGGAACUCCUUUCUGGGAUCGGGGCUCUCAGUGUGUUUAUGAGUGCGUGCGUGUAUGAGUGUACACUAAAGGUACACCGCAAGCAUCUGCUCCUCUGCUCCCUUUUCGGCUACUUCCUCCUUGGUUUACGGACCGGAAGAAUUUUAAACCAAAAUAGCUCGGCGGGCACUUCCGGGACGGGAGACCAGGGUUCCGAGAGGGUGCUGGAAGGAAACCGAGAAGCGGCGGCGGCGGCGGCUGGAGGAUGAAGAAGGAGCAUGUGCUGCACUGUCAGUUCUCCGCGUGGUAUCCACUGUUCCGAAGCCUUACCAUUAAGAGUAUCAUUCUUCCACUUCCUCAGAAUGUGAAGGAUUAUUUACUGGAUGAUGGAACUCUGGUGGUUUCAGGAAGGGAAGAUCCACCAACAAGUUCCCAGCCAGACAGUGAUGAUGAGGCAGAAGAAAUACAGUGGUCAGAUGACGAGAACACAGCCACGCUUACGGCACCAGAAUUUCCUGAGUUCACCACUAAAGUCCAAGAAGCUAUCAAUUCCCUGGAGGGCAGUGUGUUUCCUAAGCUUAACUGGAGUGCCCCAAGGGAUGCAUACUGGAUAGCCAUGAAUAGUUCUCUGAAAUGUAAAACCCUCAGCGACAUCUUUCUACUGUUCAAGAGUUCUGAUUUCAUCACUCGGGACUUCACUCAGCCAUUUGUUCAUUGUACUGAUGACACCCCAGAUCCUUGUAUCGAAUAUGAGCUUGUUCUUAGAAAAUGGUGUGAAUUAAUUCCUGGGGCUGAGUUCCGAUGUUUUGUCAAAGAAAACAAGCUUAUUGGUAUUUCUCAAAGGGACUACACACAAUACUAUGAUCAUAUUUCUAAACAAAAGGAAGAGAUUUGCAGGUGCAUACAAGACUUUUUCAAGAAACACAUACAGUAUAAAUUCUUAGAUGAAGACUUUGUGUUUGAUAUAUAUAGAGACAGCAGGGGGAAGGUGUGGCUGAUUGAUUUUAAUCCAUUUGGUGAAGUAACAGAUUCACUGCUUUUCACUUGGGAAGAACUGAUAUCUGGAAGAAACUUAAAAGGUGAUUUUCGUGAGGGAGAUGCUCCAGAACAGGAUUCUCCAGCUUUCCGGUGUACAAACAGUGAAGUUACAGUUCAACCCAGUCCCUAUCUGAGUUACCGACUGCCCAAGGAUUUUGUAGACCUGUCUACUGGAGAAGAUGCUCACAAACUCAUAGAUUUUCUUAAACUGAAAAGAAAUCAGCAAGAGGAUGACUGAGUAGAGCCUCUAGUAUUGGAGACGGAGUUAAAGAGGAAA